This is a messenger RNA of Molossus molossus (Pallas's mastiff bat), 2351 nucleotides long. RefSeq names its product calcium/calmodulin dependent protein kinase II beta (gene CAMK2B). Gene Ontology annotation, molecular function: calmodulin binding; calcium/calmodulin-dependent protein kinase activity; ATP binding. The transcript is spliced from 24 exons. The record is from RefSeq and is a predicted model, not a curated record. Gene Ontology annotation, cellular component: neuron projection; cytoplasm. Gene Ontology annotation, biological process: protein phosphorylation. The coding region runs from base 44 to 2041 and encodes 665 amino acids. NCBI's taxonomy places the organism in Eukaryota, Metazoa, Chordata, Mammalia, Chiroptera, Molossidae.
CCCGAGUGCAGUAGAGCGCACGCCGAGGCCGUCCGUUACCGCCAUGGCCACCACGGUGACCUGCACCCGCUUCACAGACGAGUACCAGCUCUACGAGGAUAUUGGCAAGGGGGCUUUCUCUGUGGUCCGACGCUGUGUCAAGCUCUGCACCGGGCACGAGUAUGCAGCCAAGAUCAUCAACACCAAGAAGCUGUCGGCCAGAGAUCACCAGAAACUGGAGCGAGAGGCUCGAAUCUGCCGUCUCCUGAAGCAUUCCAACAUAGUGCGUCUGCACGACAGCAUCUCCGAGGAGGGCUUCCACUACCUGGUCUUCGAUCUGGUCACUGGUGGGGAGCUCUUUGAGGACAUCGUGGCGAGAGAGUACUACAGCGAGGCGGAUGCCAGCCACUGCAUCCAGCAGAUCCUGGAGGCUGUUCUCCACUGCCACCAGAUGGGGGUCGUGCACAGGGACCUCAAGCCUGAGAACCUGCUCCUGGCCAGCAAGUGCAAGGGAGCUGCGGUGAAGCUGGCGGACUUCGGCCUGGCUAUCGAGGUGCAGGGGGACCAGCAGGCGUGGUUCGGGUUUGCUGGCACGCCGGGCUACCUGUCCCCGGAGGUCCUGCGCAAGGAGGCGUACGGCAAGCCAGUGGACAUCUGGGCGUGCGGGGUGAUCCUGUACAUCCUGCUGGUGGGCUACCCCCCCUUCUGGGACGAGGACCAGCACAAGCUGUACCAGCAGAUCAAGGCCGGCGCCUAUGACUUCCCGUCCCCCGAGUGGGACACGGUGACCCCUGAAGCCAAAAACCUCAUCAACCAGAUGCUGACCAUCAACCCCGCCAAACGCAUCACUGCACACGAGGCGCUGAAGCACCCAUGGGUCUGCCAACGGUCCACGGUGGCGUCCCUGAUGCACAGGCAGGAGACAGUGGAGUGCCUGAGGAAGUUCAACGCCCGCCGGAAGCUCAAGGGCGCCAUCCUCACCACCAUGCUGGCCACCCGGAACUUCUCAGUGGGCAGACAGACCACCGCUCCAGCCACAAUGUCCACCGCGGCCUCCGGCACCACCAUGGGGCUGGUGGAACAAGCCAAGAGCAUGCUCAACAAGAAAGCAGACGGCGUGAAGCCUCAGACGAAUAGCACCAAGAAUAGUGCUGCUGUCACCAGCCCCAAGGGAACGCUUCCUCCGGCUGCCCUGGAGCCUCAAACCACCGUCAUUCAUAACCCUGUGGACGGGAUCAAGGAGUCAUCCGACAGCACCCACACCACCAUAGAGGAUGAGGACACGAAAGCUCCCAGGGUCUCUGACAUCCUGAGCUCGGUGAGGAGGGGCUCUGGGGCCCAUGAGGCCGAGGGCCCCCUGUCCUGCCCAUCUCCAGCUCCCAUUAGCCCCCUGCCUGCCCCAUCCCCCAGGAUCUCUGACAUCCUGAGCUCCGGCAGGAGGGGCUCGGGGACCAUGGAAGCCGAGGGCCCUCUGCCCUCCCUGAGUAAGCCUCUCCUCUGCUGCGCCCCCACCUCGUGUUCACAUCUGUUCUGUUCCACCCCAGCCCCCAGGAUCUCUGACAUUCUGAACACAGUGAGGAGGGGUUCGGGGACCCCAGAAGCCCAGGGCCCCCCACCCUGCCUGUCUCCAGCUCUCCCAGGCCCCCCACCCACCCUGUCCCGGAAACAGGAGAUCAUCAAGAUCACAGAGCAGCUCAUUGAGGCCGUCAACAAUGGUGACUUCGAGGCCUACGCGAAAAUCUGCGACCCAGGCCUGACCUCUUUUGAGCCUGAAGCUUUGGGCAACCUGGUCGAAGGGAUGGACUUCCACAGGUUCUACUUCGAGAACUUGCUCGCCAAGAACAGCAAGCCCAUCCACACCACCAUCCUGAACCCGCACGUGCACGUCAUCGGGGAGGACGCGGCCUGCAUCGCCUACAUCCGCCUCACACAGUACAUCGACGGCCAGGGCCGGCCCCGCACCAGUCAGUCCGAGGAGACGCGCGUGUGGCACCGUCGCGACGGCAAGUGGCAAAACGUGCACUUCCACUGCUCGGGAGCGCCCGUGGCCCCGCUGCAGUGAAGAGCCCACGGAUGUGUUCGGCGCCCGGCCGCCCUGUCGCAUGUUUGUGUCUGCCUCUUCCUCCCCUGGUGCCUGUGUCUGCAGAAAACCAAGACCAGAUGUGAUUUCUUUUUUAAAACAAGAUGACAGCAACCACGACAAAAAAAGAAAAAAAAAGUAGAUGUCGGAUGAAAUGGGAAAAAAAAAAACUAAACAAAGGAAAAAGCUGUAAAAUGACUGGCAUUUGUGGGGCUUUGAACCUACUGGCCACUCUCCACCCAAGCUCCACUUGUCUGUCCGCUCUGGCCUCCGGACCGCUGGUGGUGAACUU